Molecule: messenger RNA, 1859 nt
Organism: Syngnathus acus (greater pipefish)
Lineage: Eukaryota; Metazoa; Chordata; Actinopteri; Syngnathiformes; Syngnathidae
Product: gastrula zinc finger protein XlCGF8.2DB-like
Exons: 2
Coding region: 558-1643 (361 amino acids)
Biological process (GO): regulation of transcription by RNA polymerase II
Cellular component (GO): nucleus
Molecular function (GO): RNA polymerase II cis-regulatory region sequence-specific DNA binding; DNA-binding transcription activator activity, RNA polymerase II-specific
Source: RefSeq, a predicted model, not a curated record
GUGUGUGUGUGAGACCAUCAGUGCGACUUUAACUUAACUCCAAAUGGCUUUGUGCCCCUUCAAGCACUGCUCUUCCUGAGUCUUGUUACACUUGUGGACCCCAAAAGUGUUUGGUCGUGGUGUGUGAGCAAGCUCCACAAGUGGAAGGAAGCGGAAUCCUUGAUUCGCUACCUUUAUUUGAACACUCUUUUUGCUACUCAAAUUCAACACAGUAAGAAAUCAUAUGUGACUUUGAAUCGUUGCAAGAUGGCGGAAAUCCCGUUAGUGUCCGUCUUUUUGCUGACGCCACCUCACCGCCGCGGGCGCGAGUUGAUGACGUCAAAAGAAGCCAAGGCGCAUGAGAGACCCAAUCCCGACUCGCCUGGAAGCGACCGCAUUGUGCAAAUGUUGGGCUUCGACGGAAGCCGCGUGUGGCCGCUGAAGCGUCUCGCCCGGCCGAGCUUAGCUGCUCUUAGCUUAGCUUAGCCUAGCCUAGCCUAGCCUAGCCAGGCUUGCUACCGAAAGACGCGCCCUUGUGAUCGGCCGCCGGGCGGCACUGCAGUGGAAGUCGUGUGAAAAUGUGCGCAACAAGGACAGCGGAGUGCGAGGAGGGGAUUUGUGGGGCCAAAGAUGACAAGGAGCGACAAGGGCUCGACGCCGUUUGCGAGACGCAGCAGCAGCAACAACAACAGCAGCAGCAGCAACAGCAGCAGCAGCAGCAGCCAAGAGUUCACAGCGCAGGGCCUCUUCGCGUUAAGGAAGAAGAGCAGGAGGAGCACGUCACCAGGUGGCCAUCCGCCGGUGUCCCGCUCAAGAGUGAAGGCGAUGGAGACGAAGGUCCAGGCGGAGGGGCGGAGCCUCCCGGCGGCAGCCAGUCCAGUCGACGUGUGACAACGCGAGGUGACGGAGCAUCGUCCCCUGCGGAGGAGGGACUCUCUGCGCCGGUGUCAGGUAGCGAUGACGACGAGGAGGAGGAGGCGGCGGCAGCACGCUCUCCUCACGCUCGGGAGGGCCAUGACGACCAUGGCUGUGAAGAUCACGUGAGGUGCCGCGCUGACGCCAAACGCUGGCAAUGUUCCCAGUGUGGCAAAACCUACGCCUAUAAGGGCAGUUUGAAACAGCACGUGAGAAUGCACACUGGAGUGAAACCUUUUGCAUGCUCACUUUGUGGCAAGCGAUUCUCGGAGGCCAAAAUCUUAAAACUGCACACCAGAACGCACACUGGAGAGAAACCUUUUGCGUGCUCACUUUGCGGUCAAAGCUUUUCUCAGAGGGGAACUUUAAGCAGUCACGCCAGGAUACACACUGGAGAGAAACCUUUUGCAUGCGCCUUUUGCAGCAAAAGAUUUUCUCACAAGAGAAGCCUGGCAACACACGCCAGAACCCACACAGGAGAGAAACCCUUUGCCUGUUCAGUUUGCGGCAAACGAUUUCCAGAGAAGGGAAACUUAAAACGACACACGGGAACGCACGCCAGAGAGAGAUCUUUAGCCUGCUCGGAUUGCGGUCAGAGGUUUGCGCAAAAGGAAGACUUGAAACGACACGCCGGGAUCCACGUUGUCAAGAAACGUUAUACGUGUACAGUUUGCGGCAACACUUUCUUUAAUAAGGGAAAUUUGACAACGCACACCAGAAUACACGCUGGGGAGAGAGCCUUUGUCUGAUGAGGCCAAUCAUUCAUUCAUUCAUUCAUUCAUUCAUUCCCUGGAGGGAGGAGGCCAUUGGACACGUCUGGACCCGUAGCUUUUAGUGGUGGCUGGACCCUCUUCAAAUCUCACACGAUGAGCAACGAGUGCUCCAUGUUACGUAUUGCACCGGGAACACACUUGAGAGAAAAGGUUGUAGAGCUCAUCUUAAUAAAAUCCAACUCUUCAAACACU